Messenger RNA from Parascedosporium putredinis, 1032 nucleotides. NCBI's taxonomy places the organism in Eukaryota, Fungi, Ascomycota, Sordariomycetes, Microascales, Microascaceae. The record is from the annotation of a GenBank genome assembly.
AUGGAGAUCUCGACGGAGAGGGAAAGCGCGAUUCACGUCCUUUCCACCGUCCGGGUAUUCCUCAACCAGAUUUCUCACCUCGUCUUCCAGGUUGUCUUUACCACUCCGGAGCCGAACCCUCGCAGUCUCUCGCCAACCCCGACGCUCCUUCUCCCCGAGUCCCUCCCCGUAGCGCGAGAGGCGCUCGAGGAAUCCUCACACAACCACGACCAUGGCUUCGACGUCGAAACGGACCCCUACCCUCUUCUUCCUCCGAACCGCCCGGUACUUCGCGAUGCCGCGCGCCACCUACCCUCCACGCACCAGAGCAUGUGCACGGCUACGAGCCAGUCCCACAAGAUGACGAUGCAGCCAGCUAGCGCGCCCAGCACCUUCAUCAGGCCGCGGCGCAAGUUCCACAACUACUUCAUCACCCAUCUUCCUUCCUCCUCCAUGCAUCCAGACCGGCGAAGCAUGGCAGGUUCCUUUGGCGACCCGCAGAUAUUCUACUUUGCCGUCUUUGACGGGCAUGGCGGAGGCGAGUGCUCCGAGUUUUUGAGAGACGAGCUUCACGGGUACAUAGAAGAAGCGUCCUCGGAGCUUGGUUUACGAAGCAGCCUGGGGAAGAAGCAUAGGCCGGGCAUGCCAUCUGCUAAUGGCGAAAAGAGGGAUGCUCCCAAGCCCUCCUCGAGCUCCGAACAAGUCAAGAUGGCGACCGCCGAAGAGGUCAAGAAGGAGAUGCAGGGCAACGUCCCCACGGUGGACGCCAACGACGUCAUCACCGAGCCCGAACACAAGGCCGCCGUCCACGGCGCAGACCCAGUCCCCGCCAGAGUCCGCGACUUCAAAUCCGCCAUCCACCACCUCGUGGAUCUAAUCAAGGAGUACCGCGAUACCGUAGGCGGUUACUUCCGCCGCUUCCAACCCGAGCACUUUAACCUCAACGACGAUAUCCCAGAAAUCACAGUAGAAUCCGUCCUCGAGUACGCCUUUCUCCGCGCCGACCUCGACUUCAUCUCCGCGCAGGCGCGCAAACCGGACCCCACGAUCUGA